Messenger RNA from Cimex lectularius (bed bug), 1354 nucleotides. RefSeq names its product eukaryotic translation initiation factor 4E-binding protein 2 (gene Thor). The transcript is spliced from 3 exons. Gene Ontology annotation, molecular function: eukaryotic initiation factor 4E binding. Lineage: Eukaryota; Metazoa; Arthropoda; Insecta; Hemiptera; Cimicidae. The record is from RefSeq and is a predicted model, not a curated record. The coding region runs from base 134 to 475 and encodes 113 amino acids. Gene Ontology annotation, cellular component: cytoplasm. Gene Ontology annotation, biological process: negative regulation of translational initiation.
AUCGAACUAGAAGCAAGGUCGUCACGUAGUCGGCCCGUUUUACGAGUGGGUCCGCCGUCCCAAGUCGCAGUUCGCCGUCGAGUGUCGUAGGUUUCGUUUCGUUGGGAGACAAGAGAGAGAAAAAAGCCGAGAAAUGUCAGCCAGCCCCGUUGCAAGACAAGCCACACAGAGCCAGAUCAUACCUUCGAAAAGGAUGCUCAUAAACGACCCUUCACAGUUACCCGUCGACUACUCGACAACCCCCGGAGGCACCCUCUAUUCCACAACUCCUGGAGGGACGAGGAUUGUUUACGAAAGAUCUACGCUUAUGUACCUGAGAAAUUCCCCGUUGUCGAACACCCCGCCAAAGUUCCUCGAUGACUUUCCUUGCAGGAAGGGUGCAGUGGACAAGAUCAUAACCAACGGAUUCAGGAAGAGUCCAAGCAAAUCUCCCAAAAAGGAAGACUGUCUGGAACAAUUCGAUAUGGAUAUUUAGCUUCCGUGAAGCUGUGAAUUUGAUUACUGUAUUUUUACCAAGGGCCAUGUUGGUUACUUAAAUGAUUCGCACUGUGCUUUUGACCCAGCGGCGUUCGCAUAAUUAAUGGGAAAACACCUAAAAGGAAGUGUUGAUUUUUAGUUUUUUUUUGUACUUUGUAAAAUUGCAAGAUUUAAGUUUGUAAGUCUUGAAUUGUUUUUAUUUUUUGAGGGUAAUUUUUUGUUAAAAGGCUGUGGUCCCUUAACUAUCAUUAACAGUUUUUUUUGUUAUUACAGUUACUUAAAAAAACAAAAUAAAAUAAAAAUAAAUAUAUAUAAAAACAAAUUGGAUUUGCAUAUGAAAAGACAGAUUUUGUGAACGCUUAGUGAUGUUUAUUAGUAUUAGAACACUUAUUGUAUUAUGCCAAAAGGCAAAUUUUGAAGAAAGCCUUACUAUUAAUGUAAAUGCAACGAAUCCCUGUACUGUUGUGUAUGUAAUAAGAGUUAUGUAAGAAAAAUAGUAAUACAUAAACUAAUAUCAAUUGAAUAAAAGAAAAAACGGUGUGUAAAGGUUCCACUCUAAACGAUAUUUGACAUUGGACUAGAAGUAAAAUUUUAAAUGAAUAGACCUGUGUUCAUUAAAGAUUAUGACUCAUGUUUUUUUUAACAAAUGUUAAUCAUUUUUUCAUGCUACGUUUAUCAUGUGUUGUCAUUAAAAUGUAAAAAAUUGUAUUGUAGUAAUAAAAAAGGCAAUACUGAACUGUGUGGAGAACUAGUCUAUUCAAUUAUAACAUCAUAUUUCUUAAAUACAUUGCAUUCAACAUUUUUAAUUUGGUGCCAUUGCAUUAAAUUAAGCUGUAAGCUUUAUUUGUAAUAGGCUCAAUAAACAUGUCACACUAAU